AACAUAAAUAUGUACAAUCACAACCAAUACCUCUACGCAAAGGACAGUUUUAUUGUGAAAACAAAGGAUGAGCUGGUGGAGCAUUGGUGCGCAGCCGCAGUACCACCAGGGGAAUCGUCCACUAUGGCUGAGACCCACAGCUUACAGGACCUCCAGCAGCCCGCUGUCUCCUCCAAGGUGUUUGUUCAGAGGGACUACAGCUCAGGAACCAUCUGCAGGUUUCACACCAAGUUCCCCUCUGAACUUGAGCCACGGCUUGAUAAGCAGCAGUUUGAGGAGACCAUCCACACCCUAAACAACCUGUAUGCAGAGGCAGAGAAACUCGGGGGGAAGUCUUAUUUGGAGGGCUGCCUAGCUUGUCUGACUGCCUACACGAUCUUCCUCUGUAUGGAGACACACUAUGAAAAGGUGUUGAAGAAGAUCACCAGGUACAUUAAGGACCAGAAUGAGAAGAUAUAUGCUCCCAGGGGCUUGCUGCUGACUGACCCCAUAGAGAGAGGCCUCAGAGUCAUUGAAAUUACCAUCUUUGAAGACAGAAGUAUUGGUUCUGAAAGAUAAAGAAUUAUUCAGGGGAAAGAAACAGACACUCCUCAUCUGUCUGGCAGCACACAUUCAGACAUCUGCUUCACCUGAAUGGAUGUAUAUAAUUUUAAUCUGAUCCUUUUCUCUGUUAUUUAUAAGUACUCUAUCGUCUGCCUACCCUUUUAAGUUUUGUAAAUGUGUUUUCAAGUCUUUUUGUACAUGUGCCGAUAUAAAUCAUGCCCUAGGUGAUCCAGACCGGUCUUUAUGAAUGGUGCCAAUGUGACUGUAAUAAAUGCAAGUGCAAAUAAUAUAACAUGUGUAUUCGCCAAGAACUGAUUCAGAAAUAGGUUGGGACGGAGUUGUUGUCACAGUCCAUAAACAGCAAUUCUUUUAUGGGCAGUGCUCCACAUUAUUAACAUGCUGGUUGUAGUUUUUGUUGAGGCAGAUGUUUUUUGCAUCUGUGUGUGAGUGUGAUUAUUUUUGGGGCGAGGGUGGAUCAUGUCUUGUGAAACACACAUCGGAAGUUCUGAACUGGAGUUUUUGUGACUUUUUGUGUGGAGCAUGUUUGCUGUUAACACAAAAUAAUAACAUCACUGAGUACAUUUUGAGAUAUGUCUGUCUCUGCCGUGUCAUAGUACAACUGCAAUCAGUUUCCUAAAUCAUGGUCAAUGGUUCUGUCACGUUUCCCAUAAGAUUCAGUAUCUAUAUUGCGAAUGUCCUCUCCCUUUUCAUUAUCACCAAACACCACAGAGACCUUUAAACACUGAAUUCCACAAAUAAUUGCAAAAGUUGGUGUUCGAUACAACUGGUGUACUUUUCUUCCAAAUGUUCUAAAUAAAUAGCCUUUUCCUGAA
Molecule: messenger RNA, 1376 nt
Organism: Micropterus salmoides (largemouth bass)
Lineage: Eukaryota; Metazoa; Chordata; Actinopteri; Centrarchiformes; Centrarchidae
Product: golgin subfamily A member 7-like
Exons: 6
Coding region: 10-558 (182 amino acids)
Biological process (GO): Golgi to plasma membrane protein transport; protein targeting to membrane; peptidyl-L-cysteine S-palmitoylation
Cellular component (GO): Golgi stack; palmitoyltransferase complex
Source: RefSeq, a predicted model, not a curated record